Molecule: messenger RNA, 4379 nt
Organism: Orcinus orca (killer whale)
Lineage: Eukaryota; Metazoa; Chordata; Mammalia; Artiodactyla; Delphinidae
Gene: DNAJC18
Product: DnaJ heat shock protein family (Hsp40) member C18
Exons: 9
Coding region: 72-1148 (358 amino acids)
Biological process (GO): cellular response to misfolded protein
Cellular component (GO): endoplasmic reticulum membrane
Molecular function (GO): Hsp70 protein binding
Source: RefSeq, a predicted model, not a curated record
CAAAUAUGAGCUGUUAGUCCUAAGCCUCGGGCGCGGGGGAGGCUCGGCAGACCUGCUGACUGGGAAGCGGUAUGGCAGCGACGCUGGGCAGCGGGGAGCGCUGGACGGAAGCUUACAUUGAUGCAGUUAGAAGAAACAAAUACCCAGAAGACAGACCUCCUGAAAAUCAUGACCCCUGUGGUUGCUGUAACUGCAGGAAGGCACAAAAGGAAAAGAAGUCUGAGCAUGAGUGGAAUCAGACCCGACAGGGUGAGGGGAGUGCCACUUAUACUGAGGAGCAGCUGCUUGGAGUACAAAGGAUCAAGAAAUGCAGAAAUUACUAUGAAAUUCUGGGAGUUUCACGAAAUGCCAGUGAUGAAGAGCUUAAGAAAGCUUACCGAAAACUCGCCCUGAAAUUUCAUCCUGACAAGAACUGUGCUCCUGGAGCAACAGAUGCUUUCAAAGCAAUAGGAAAUGCCUUUGCAGUCCUGAGCAAUCCUGACAAGAGACUCCGCUAUGAUGAAUAUGGAGAUGAACAGGUGACUUUCACUACCCCUCGAGCCAGACCUUAUAAUUAUUACAGGGACUUUGAAGCCGACAUCACUCCAGAAGAGCUGUUCAACGUCUUCUUUGGAGGACAUUUUCCUACAGGAAACAUUCAUAUGUUUUCAAACGUGACAGAUGACUCCCACUAUUACCACCGGCGGCACCGACACGAGAGGAUGCAGACACGGAAGGAAGAGGAAGAAGAUAAGCCUCAGACUACAUAUUCUGCAUUUAUUCAGUUACUUCCAGUUCUGGUGAUUGUGAUUAUAUCUGUGAUUACUCAGCUGCUAGCUGCUAAUCCCCCAUAUAGUCUAUUCUAUAAAUCGACCUUGGGCUACACCAUUUCUAGAGAAACCCAGAACCUACAGGUGCCUUACUUUGUGGAUAAAAACUUUGACAAGGCCUACAGAGGAGCAUCUCUGCGUGACCUGGAGAAGACGAUAGAAAAGGAUUACAUUGAUUACAUCCAGACAAGUUGUUGGAAGGAGAAACAACAAAAGUCAGAGUUGACCAAUUUGGCAGGAUUAUACAGAGAUGAACGAUUGAAACAGAAGGCAGAGUCACUGAAACUUGAAAACUGUGAAAAACUUUCCAAACUGAUUGGCCUACGCAGAGGUGGCUGAGAGGAUGGUAGUCCUAUGCAGGCUCGGGGUUUUGCUGCGUGUUACUGUUUAUGUUCCUAAUUCCACUGUAUAAUACAAAAUUAGGAAAUGAUGAACAUUUUACAAUUUGCUAACUUUGUUUGGUGGGCAGAGUUGGAGGUGCUUCAGCAUGGAGCCAGACUUGUCAUCACAGACUCCUUCCCGGGGAUUGGCUCUGGGGGCCAGGAGCAGGUCAUCUAAAUUGAAUUAAUGGCAAAGCAUUAGAUUCAGCCUCCUGCUCUGCGCCUACCCUGCCUCUAGAAAGGUAGUUCAGGGCACCCCAGAGCAGAUUCAUAUUUUCUUUCUUCUUCCCUUCAGUGAAGUCUCAAUAGCCAGUCAUUCCUAGGCUUAGCCAAAGCAGCUUAAUAUUGGUUGUUUACAAUGUGCACUGAGAAUUAUACCUCUCCCUUCAUUAGAGUCAUCGUCUCCCCACCAGAUUCAGCUGUUGGAACAACUCAACUUUCCAUUUUCUAAGGGAAAUGUGGAGAAAUGUAAACUGUUUUAGUCCACAGUUUUCUAUUUGUCUAAUCUCUGUUCAGAGUUACUAGCAUUAGCAAACUGCCUAAUUUGAGUUUCUUUUACUUCCUUAACCCUCUCUCUUGUAGAGAGCCCAGAAAUUAAGUUAUUGAGUGAAACAGUUCAAUGGACAUGGAAGCAGGGGCCAGGGAUGAAGGUAAAAUGCAAGACUAAGUCUCAGCUGCUCAGUGCAGGUUCCCUAGUCCAUCACAGAACUCAGAGAAUGUUCUUUUUGACAUUUCCCCUUGCAGCAUCACACUUGAGCUGAGUCCCUACACCCCACAGAGGUACAGUGGUCAGACCUAAGAGGAGGCACUGCCAGCCAGCUGGGCUGUUUGCUCAAGCCUAGAGAUAGAGGGGAAAGACCCUCAGUCUGAGGCUAUGGGGGUCUGGCGUUGGCCCCAGCAGUCACUUUGUUUAACCCAGUGCCCUGUAGUUUGUGAUAGGAGAUGCUUUUUCAUGUAGUCAACAUUUGUUGAGUGCCUGGUAUGGAAUGAGAACAUUGGCCCAGAGAGGAUGCAUGGUUGAACUGGGUCACACAACUUGUUGUGACAGAGCUAGAUGGUAGGCCGACUAUCAAGUAGGAAGUGUGUGAUCAUCCCCAUUGCUCAGGUAAUUCUAGCCAUAUUGGUUAAAGCAGAAUCUUUCCCAAGGAUGCUCCUCCCCCCACCCUGGGAUCCUGUAUCCUUUCUAUGGCAGUGCUAUAUCCGCUCAGGACACCUCUCUACACCACUUCUGUGUACAAAACAAAAGCAGGCAGCUCUUCCCACUGGUGACAAGGAGGACGGAAGUUGUUGCCUGGACUGUGUGGUUCUGGGCCUUCCUGUGGAGGUGAGCUACCAGGAUUGAGCUGCCCAGAUUAUAUCAUGAAUCUGAACCUGGAAGGAUCAGUAGGUAAAUGUAGUCUACACUCCAUGUUUUCUUCGGGAUGGAAGAAAAGUUCCUGUUGGAAGGAGAGUCUACGUUAAAACUUGUUUCCAAAGUAGAGUUUCUCCUUUCAGAUGCAUAGCCGUGAUUUAGGCAGAUGUAUCUAGUAUUGUCCCACGUGUGGGCAUCCCACAGGGUCAGGAGAUGAGUCCAGAGGUAAAGAGUGGGACUUUGGUGGCUGGUAGGGGCACCUACUCAGCUGUAGGGAGGGAGAGCAGCUCCAGAGAUAGUCAGAUUUUGUCACCCAAUGAAGUCUAUCCUCCUGGGUUUUGGGGGGCUUCCUUGAUCCCCUCUGAGUGACUGAAGGGAUUUACAUGGUAAAAUGUGCCUGUGGGCCAAAUGAGCUAUAGAAAGUUGUUUUCCUGUACACACAAAAAUCAAAGCUCCCCUGUCCCCAACCCCAAUCUCUGCUAGAAAAUGGGCCCUAAUUAAACUGACUUAACAAGGUACAAGACUCUGCUCUAGAUGCCCGUGAAUAGUGUAGUCACACCUGGAUUUCAUGGCAGAGAUGAGUUAUCUGUGAUGAUACUAAAUAGAGGCAAUACUAACUCACUUCAUUAAAUGUCAGGUCUGUUGUCUGUUUUUAUAGCACUGAUGGUACUGUUUUAUUUAUUACCUAAUAGACUGCAACACUCACAUCUGGUUUUCCUGAAGGGAAUGGUAUUUGCUUUGGGUUGAAGGAUAGUUUAAUCUAUUUGGUACUGUCCAGAAUAUUGUUAAACUAUAAUUUCCUGGGUUGCAUUUUAGAUGGGUUGUCUGCAUGGUGGUAAAAUAAGCAUUUUCCUCUUGCCUACAUCAUUUGGAAAGUUUUUAUUAUAUAUAAACUCUCUAGGCAUGGCGUAUUCUUGCUCUCAGAACUUGGCAUGCAACUCUAGACUAUUUCUGUGAGCACAAAUGCAGACUGGAGAUGCAUGAUGGGAGUGGGGCUAAGAAAUAGGGCUUGAGGCUCGAGCAGAAGGUGAAGCUCUCGUAAGAAUGGAAGUGCCCUCUGCACUAAAUGAUCAACAGUGAGGAAGGUGGGAUGAAAACCCUUCUCAUCACAAGGGGCACUGCAGUUUAAAGGAAUCCGUGUCCCCAGAUUAGCAACCCUGGGGUUCAUCUGCUCAAACUAGAAGACUUCUGAACUUCCUUGAUCAGCUCCAGGCCUCACAGCUUGGGAGAAGUGACCAGCAAGAAAAUGCCAUUGCUGUUCUUUCUGUUGGAAACUAUUAGAAAUUACGCCGAACUCCAAACCCCACUGGAACGUGGAAUCCAGCAGCCUAGCCAAGCUAUGUGUUACUCUCAUUUACAUCCUCACACUCAGGACUGGCUUUGUGAGGAGGCACUGUUGGGAUUCCAGAGCUUUCUGUUACGAAUAGCCACACACGCGGGUUCAUUGUCUGCAUGCACUGUUCCUCACAGGAGCUAGCGCUUAAUUAGUAUUUAUUUUGGAUUCCUUUAAGGUAUAAGCUUAGUGUCCUAAUAUAUUUAUUUUUGGAAAGGACCAACUUAUUAUACAUCUUAUUUUUUGAGCCUGCAUUGUUGAUAACCUCGUGCAGUGACCACCAAGUAACUAUAUACCUGUGUGUUACAUAUUGAUUACAUCUUUUGCAUCACAUUCAGUAUUUGGAAUUAAAGAUGUGAAUGUUCUGUGACCAGAGCCAGGUUUGACACAGAUGGAGUCAGCUCCUGGUGGAGUAAGAAUCCUGAAAAAUCUGGUCACCUGAUCCAUUACAUCUGGAUUGAGUGUAUUUUAACAGAAAUAAAUUAAAUGGUUUUAUAUAAAAAGAA